AGAGAAAGCAGAGAGCAGUGUGGUUGUGAAUGUGCGUCGGAAAAGAAAGGAAAACGCGAACAGUGACUGAGUAAGAAGUAGGAAGAGACUGAAGGAGGAGCUGCGGAGUAAUCCCAAGAGAUUUCAGUAACGAUCAUCGGAGGCACUGCGUCUCCUUCAGUCGGCGAUGGGUCUUCAGCUUUCGUCGCUGGAGUUGGAGUCCCUCAGACAAGACUGCGUUCUGGAGGUACCCAAUCACUCAGAUGUCCAAAUAUUGGGGAAAACUGUUAAGGCAGUGUUUGGCUCCUCGUGGAGGGAGCAUCUCUGCGAAGGGAGUGUCGUAGAGGGAAAAGUUAAUCCCGGAAGCCCCGCGGUUCUCAUCAUAAGUUCUUCUGCCCUAAGAUGCAUACACCUUCUCAGGGGCUUUCGCUCUUUCACUAAACAAUGCCACGCUGCGAAGCUAUUCGCAAAGCACUUGAAGCUUCACGAACAGAUUUCUUUGUUAAAGAACCGUGUUAACAUUGCUGGCGGCACUCCAAGCAGGAUAAAGAAGCUAAUUGACGCUGAGGCGUUAGACCUUUCAAGGUUGCAAGUACUGGUGCUAGAUUUGCAUCCUGAUGUAAAGGGGUAUUCGUUGUUGACCCUUCCACAAGUCAGGGAUGAAUUCCUGGAAGUGUUCAAGAACUAUUUUUAUGAAGCGAUGAUCCAGGGUGGUCUGCGUAUUUGUCUCUAUGGUUUAAAGGACAAACAUAAACAAGGGCAUACAGUUCCUGAUACAUAACAUCUCAUGUUUUGAUUUAGGCAUGUAGCUUAUUAAUUUUUUUUUACAAUUCCGUUUAUCUUCAAAUGACGGACGUAUUUGUUAUCAACGGAAUAUCGUUGCCUUUAACCAUGGGAGAGUGACAAUUUUGUUGUAAGUGGGGUUCAUACUUAUAAAAAACACAUUUCUAAGUAACUAAGAAGGUGCUUUAUUUGUGUAGAU
Molecule: messenger RNA, 961 nt
Organism: Vigna umbellata (rice bean)
Lineage: Eukaryota; Viridiplantae; Streptophyta; Magnoliopsida; Fabales; Fabaceae
Product: U3 containing 90S pre-ribosomal complex subunit
Cellular component (GO): nucleus; 90S preribosome
Source: RefSeq, a predicted model, not a curated record